Messenger RNA from Sipha flava (yellow sugarcane aphid), 519 nucleotides. RefSeq lists its product as uncharacterized. NCBI's taxonomy places the organism in Eukaryota, Metazoa, Arthropoda, Insecta, Hemiptera, Aphididae. Bases 1 to 519 code for a protein of 172 amino acids. The record is from RefSeq and is a predicted model, not a curated record. The transcript has 2 exons.
AUGGCAUACAACGAUCAAAAGAAUGAUUUACAAUUAUGGCUUAAAUCAUUUUUUGGACUUUCUUUCAUCGCUCCAGAUGACGUGGAGGAUGAUUUUGUAGAGCUUAUAAGUACGUGUCCAAAUACUACAGAUGGACAAUUAUUUUCUGACUAUGAUUUGGAGACGUAUGUUGUACCUGGUUGUUUAUUUCCACCUAUUUUUUGGGCUGAAACGCCAUCACUAAAUCCUAGAACUACAAACGGGGCUGAAAGUUUCCAUAGAACAUAUAACACCCAGUUUACUAGUGCUCAUCCUCCAACAUCUGUUGUUACAAGUACGCUUAUGGAAACUCAAGCAGAAACCGUCACUAAAUUAUCAACCAUUUCCAAAGGAAAAAUCAAGCCAAAAUCAAAGGAAGAACUAAAAAUAAUCGAAUUUGUGAGUAAACAACACGAACAAUAUCUAAAAAAUAAAACACCAGAAAACUUACAUAAGUAUUUAACCAUAAUUGGAAAUAGGUAUCAGGGCUUUAAAAUUUAA